UCCCACUCCACCGCUGCCCCACCCCUCCGGCCCAGACCGGAAAUGAGGUCAGAAAGGGAAACCCCGGCGGGGAGACUCGGCCCCAAAAGCGGCGGCCAUUGGAGGUGGCUGCGGCAGCUGUUUGUGCCGGAGAAGGGCCGACCCCCCUGCCCGGGUGAGCCCAAAUGAGAAGUUGCUUCCUGCCGCCCCCCGGCCUUCGCCGCGACCGUGCGCCUGCCUCUUUUUACUCCUCUCCGUCUCCCGGCCUUGUGUUUGCGUGACUUAGCCUUUCCUCUCCUCGAGAGCUAGCUGGACAAGGGGGUCGUCUUGGAGCGCGCACCUGAGGACUGAAGAUGUGGCCUCAUGGAUGAGCUGGUACAUGACUUAGCCUCAGCAUUGGAGCAGACAUCUGAGCAGAAUAAGCUUGGUGAGCUGUGGGAGGAGAUGGCUCUGAGCCCUCGGCAGCAGAGGCGGCAGCUUCGCAAAAGGAGAGGCCGGAAGCGCCGUUCAGACUUCACUCACCUGGCAGAGCAUACCUGCUGCUACAGUGAGGCCUCUGAGUCAAGUCUCGAUGAGGCCAUUAAGGACUGUCGAGAAUUGGCCCCUGUUGCCAAUUUUAGUGACUCUGAUGACACAAUGGUAGCCAAACGGCACCCAGCUCUCAAUGCCAUUGUGAAGAGUAAGCAACACUCUUGGCAUGAAUCUGACUCCUUUACCGAAAAUGCACCAUGUCGACCACUCCGGCGCCGGAGGAAGGUGAAGCGAGUGACAUCAGAGGUGGCCGCCAGCCUUCAGCAGAAGCUCAAGGUGUCAGAUUGGAGCUAUGAGAGAGGCUGCAGGUUCAAGUCAGCUAAGAAGCAGCGUCUGUCCCGCUGGAAGGAGAAUACUCCCUGGACCUCAUCAGGUCAUGGGUUGUGUGAAUCAGCAGAAAAUAGGACUUUCCUAAGCAAAACAGGAAGGAAAGAAAGGAUGGAGUGUGAAGCAGAUGAACAAAAACAGGGCUCUGAUGAGAACAUGUCAGAAUGUGAAACCAGCAGUGUGUGUAGCAGCAGUGACACAGGACUCUUUACCAACGACGAAGGAAGGCAAGGGGAUGAUGAGCAGAGUGAUUGGUUCUAUGAGGGAGAGUGUGUCCCAGGAUUCACUGUUCCUAAUCUUCUGCCCAAGUGGGCUCCUGAUCAUUGCUCUGAAGUAGAAAGAAUGGAUUCUGGACUGGAUAAACUUUCUGAUUCCACAUUCCUUUUACCUUCUCGACCAGCUCAAAGAGGGUACCAUGCCCGCUUGAAUCGUCUGCCUGGAGCUGCAGCUCGAUGCCUCAGAAAGGGCCGAAGAAGGCUUGCUGGGAAGGAGACCAGCAUAAGUACUGAGAGGAUAGGCCACAUCAUUAGUGACCCUCGGCAGAAGGAAAAGAAUAAAGCAUUGGCUUCUGAUUUUCCUCACAUUUCUGCUUGUGCACAUGAGUUUAAUCCUCUGUCUCCCCUUUAUUCCUUGGACGUUCUCACUGAUGCUUCUCACCGAAGAUGUUCACCAGCACACUGCUCUGCCAGACAGGCAAACAUACACUUGGGACCCCCAUGUUCACGUGACAUCAAGAGGAAGCGGAAACCUGUGGCCACAGCAUCUCUCUCUACCCCAAAUGCAGUGCACGUGGAUGUAGUGGAGCCAACAACACCAGCAUCACAGGUCCAGAAACCUCCAAACCCUGAGUGGUUGGUCAGGACCUCUGCCACAGAGAAAGCCACUGACUCAGCUGCAGCUACAUUUUUUAAAAUGCCACCGGAAAAGAGCCCUGGAUACAGCUAAAGAGCAGGAUUCCACCCACCAGGAGCCACUGGGUGUUGUGAGAUGCAUCCUAGACUUGGUAUUGCAGAGUCUUGCUUAACAUAAUUGACAUUCCCAGUCCUUUCACCGCCAGGAUGAUCCUACUUCCAAACAAAGCAGUGGACUUUCUCUUAGAAAAUCAUGUUGUGGAAAUCAGUUUUGUUUUUUUUUUUUUUUAAAGUAAAGUAUUGAAGCAGCAAUUUUUUUUUUUUUAAAAAAAGGUCAUCCUAUGCUAUCUUUGUUAUGUUGUUAUCAUUGUCCCAACAGCUACCUACAGCUCCUUUUACAGAGCUGUUGCUUUUUGCAGGUAUGUCUCUUUUCUUGAAAAACUAGUAACUGCUUUUGCAUACUGUUUAUGUAGAGCUUUUAAUAUCAUUUGAAGAAGUCCCAAAUUUGUAGCCAGUUCUAGACAGAUGUAAACACUGAGUUAAGACCUGUGUGUGCGAUUGUGUUUACAAGAGAUAGAGUUUGCCUUUGAGCAUGGUCUUGAUUCACUGAGAGUGCCAAUAAGCCAAAUUCACCAAGUCCUCAUUUGGGAGCUUCAGAGGAGACACCAGCAGCAUGGACGGUGGGAACUUCUUCCAUUUUUCUAAAUGGCCCAAUGGGAUCUUCAGCAGCUGCACCAUACUUUGCCUCAUCUCCAGAGUUGGUGUUCUCCCAUAGAAGGAUAUGUAUAUUCAUAAUAUAAUGAAGAAAUGGUUUAGUUGUUCAGCAAACUUAAAAUAGUCUGUGUAUUGUGUCUUAAUACUUCAUGUCAUAGUGUAAGCUUUUAUGUACUAAAUGGGAUUUUUAUUGUUAGCUUAUAGGUCAAUAACCUGUAGCAGAAAUUCACACUCUAUUAUAAUAAUGGCUUCUUGGGGGCCAUAUUUGGGGAGAAAAAUGUCUUUUUGACACGCCUUUAUACUUGGCGUGUUUAUGACGGCUCAGCUGUGUGUGGAGUUAUAUAUACAGCCAUGCCUGAAGUUGGAUGCUCCUUUGUCAAAAUGAGGAAUAAGUGACUGCCUGGAGCUGCUGGAGAGAAGCCGCCCUUUCUAAAAAAGUAUUAUCAAGAGUGUCUGUCAUUCAGGGGCCUAGUUGACAGAAGGGUUCUUUUUUGUACGAGUUGAGUACAUUUACUUUGAAAUACAGAGAAACGGUCCUCUAAAUGCCCACUUCUCUGCUAACAGAACUCCCAGCCCCACCCCUGGGUAUUUCCUGUGCUUCCUGAAUAGGUGCUGAGUGCAACAGAGCCUCCUUCCCCCCAAAGCGCAGCUGUCCUCUUUCCUCAUACAGAAUGUGAGGGUGGGCUGCUCUCUCCUGUUCCCUUUAAAAAGGAUAGUCCUUCUUAGUGCUAAUGCCAGGAUUUCCUUGUUGAUGGGCACAUGUGUGAAUCUAGUUGGAGGGGGGAUUUGAAACUAAUUUAAAUGGCACUUUCUGUAAGAUGGAUAACACAUCAGUUGUCCAUAACAAGAAGUCUGGUGGAGGGAGGGACAGAUGGAGAUUAUGGGGUUGAGAAGUAGCAUUAAAGCCAACCCAGGAUCCCCAGGAGUCACCCCUGGUUCUCCUGUCAUCCCUCGAGGCUGUAUCCAUAGCAGUAUAGAAAAUAAAGUGCCUGUUGAAUAUGAAGUGGCACUCCCAAGUUGUUUUAGUGCAGAAGGUGGGUUUUAUUGUCAUAUGUGCAUUCUUACCUAGUUCCCAUCGUGUCCUCAGACACAUUUCUGAUGUAAUUUGUUGGAUUUCAGGGAAAAAUCCAUGGACAUAAUUUUCUUUGCGCUAAGCUCUGGCUCUUUAAGAGAUAGGUCCUAUGAUCAUGGCUUAUUCAGACCUCCACAGUCCAGUUAGACUGUUGUUGCCAAGCAGUUCUCUUUUCUACCUGUGAUUACAAAUAAUUUAUAUAUACAACUUUGUUUACAUUUUAAACAUCUCUAGGAUGUACUGCCAUUUUACAGAGACGAAAAUGGUCACAGAGUAUAGCGACUUGCCCAAAAAUCACAGGAUCGAGUCAAGACUAAAAUCCCAGAUUUUCAGCCUUCCUCUGCCCUGGGUUAUAAUCUUUUGUUUUUCGUUGAUAGAUCUGAGUCACUCUGAGACCCAUAAUUUUGAAACAGUGUGUCAUGAAUGUUUAUUAUCUUUCUUGGGCAUGCUUUUCUACAUAUUUUGAAUACAUACAAUGGGGACUAUCCAAAAAUGCCAUAUCUCCCUGUAAUAAGUGGGGAAGAAAAUUAAUUGCCUAAGAAAUAGCCAUUAAUACUUUGCAACACAGGGUUGUAAAUUGUGCUCCUCAUUUUAAGCUGCUGCAUGAGCAUGCUGACAGAAUUAUUAACCAACUUACUUUGCUUGUUUUCUAUGAGUCAAUUCCAAAGGAAUAACCUUAGAAUUGAGUGUUUUUUGAAUCAUAAAUUUUAAAUUUAUUUUUUAUAUAGCAAAGUGUAUAUGAUACCAUACACUGAGUAGUCUGUUACCUUUCAACAAAAGAUAUAAUUUCAAAUCAGGUUUUAUAGUCUAUUGAAAAAACUGAUAGCAUGACUUCCUUUGAGGAUAAUCAUUGAGCUCACAUGUAUUUGAUCUGCUCAGAAGUGGUAACUGGAGUGGAGUUCCACAGUUCUUACGUAUUUCAGGCUUCUGAUUUAUCCUAGCUUGGCUUCACAAUCUGCCUGUCUGAUCUUCUGUAUUUUCUACAAGGAGCAGAAGUCAAGACAUUAUCCACUUGCAUGAGCAUCAUUAUUAAAAAUUAGUGUUGCUUAUGCAUUUAAGGGAAUUUGAGAUUGUUUUCCCGAUGCAGCAUUUUAAAGGGAACAGAUUCAUUUGCAUCACAACUCUUGUGUUGCUUUUUUGGUAAGAACCCAUGCAGAAGAGGGAAUUAGCUGUUUACAUGGUGCCAAAUUUAGGUGGGGCAAAGUGUGAUCUUUAUUGAGUGGUGUGUGCUUGAUAAAUAAGGUGCAUUUAACCUUGAAGUCUUUUGAAAUCAAAUGCAAUUAAAAAUAUCAGACAUUGUUUUACUGAGCUGUGAAACAGGCUGCAAACAAAGCCAUUUGGCAGCAGAAUGACCAAAAGCUGAAAUAAAAUUUCUUAUUCUGUGAUGCUUGUGGCAUCCUUUUUGCUAAUGAGUAAAGCUCCGCACUGACGACAGGUAAUUAAACUAUUUAUGAAUCCCACAUAGAUGACUGUGAUCUAUCUUCUUGCAUUUUGGCAUCAGAAACACAGUCUGGACCACAGCAUUGGAAGUUCUGGAGCUGCAGAGGAACAGGGCUAUCACAGAGGUCACUUGGAGUCGGACAAAUUAGAGUCAUGUGAAAGGAGCUAGGCUGGCAGUGUCAUUGCUGAUGUGAGGGCUUCUCCAUUUGGCUCCAGGUGAGGGCUCCUGGUGAAGUUUGAUCAUUUCAGGUCUUUUCUUUAGUUUGGCUUCAUUCCUGUGGUUUGAACCAUAUGCCUUUUGUUUCCUAGGGAGAAAGCUAAGUAGCAGCAUUGGGAGCCGUAGUCAGUGUUCUGUAAGUCUGGUGAGCCUUAUCAGAGCCUGGGUGAAAACAGUGGCUAGAACAGACUCUACCAGUGGUGGAUAUGGUCCAGUUGGGGGUGCAGUUUGCAGGGUGCAUCUUGAUGCAUGGGGUGACAGGAGAGAUGGUAAAAGCAGUUUGCCAUUGGUGCCAGCUGCUCCCUUUAUUAACGCUUGAGCUGUCUUGUCAGUAUUUUCUUAUCUCCUGCUCCAGUCAUGCCAGCUAGUGGAGUUACUAAUGGUGGUAGCAGUCAGGAUGGGUCCCUACCCCAUCAAGAAGUGGUACAGAGGGAAAAGGUGAGGGAAUCGGUGGGUUCUGCUGUGACACUAAGUGCAAGGUGGCCCAGAGAUGCUUUUACCUACAUUAAGAUCCCAAAACAGAUGAAUGUCAAAUGCCUGGAAACAGCAGCAUUGAAAAGAAGCAAGGGAAGUGAAUGAUCUUGCUGAAGAGUGUGGAUUGUAAGGUUUUUAACAAGCCCAGCAAAACAGACCUCGGGCCAGAAGAAGAGCUUUGGCUGUCACCGCAAAUAGACCUGAUAAGCACUUGGCAAAACUGCAGGGUUUUUGGAGUGAAAACUUUUCCAAGCACACUAUAAAAGAAUGAGGCGGAUCCCAAAGAUGUUCACCAGGGAGGGCAAUCUUGGCAAAGUCCCAAAGUGAGAAAGCAUGAGGAAGAGAAGGAGAGAUGCUUAGUCAGGGGUGCUGGGGCCCCUUGACCACCAGCAGCAGUACGUACUUGCCCCUACCAGACCCACUGAAUCGGAAACUGAGGGUGAGCCUGGCAGUCUUACUAGCCCUUUGGGGGACUCUGGUGCACGCCAGUGAUUUGAGAACCACAGACUGUGCUGUACUUAAAUGUUUUAAUAUAUGGGCAUCCCCCUAAGCUCUGAGGUACACUUAUAUUUCCCUCCAUAACUAUAGACCUGUUUUGUGAAUGAUUCUUUGCAGAAACUGUUAAUGUCUUUGUUUCCCAUGCUUUUUCUUAAAGCCCUUAAAAGAUCUCCUGGAAAUACUGAGAAUGAAUGAUGUAGAGAAAAAUGCCAUCAAGGCUAUAUUUAGGUGGAUGGAAACAACCUUUAAAGUGGUUUAAAAUAUAACAAUGAAUUUUUAGUCUGUGAAUGAUAGUCGUUUUUCACAAUAGACAGUAAAACAUUUGUGUAAGGUACUGCCAUCCAUGAUUUCAUGAUAUUUGUUCAUUACAUCUUAGAUUCCCAGGAAAAUGUCGUGUAUUCUCCAGCAUGAUAAUGAUGAAGUCUUUAAAAUAUGGCUGACAAAAAUGAAAAUAAUUGGAAGAAAAAACCAUCCUGAGUACAUAGUGUUGUAUAAUAAAUACUUGUUGUGUUAUUGGUGA
This is a messenger RNA of Canis lupus familiaris (dog), 6623 nucleotides long. It is a transcript of the gene GPATCH2L, whose product is annotated as G-patch domain containing 2 like. Lineage: Eukaryota; Metazoa; Chordata; Mammalia; Carnivora; Canidae. The transcript has 11 exons. The record is from RefSeq and is a predicted model, not a curated record. The coding region runs from base 343 to 1782 and encodes 479 amino acids.